AUGAACGACGUGCUUGGAAAGUUAAUCUUCACUAAAAGCGACCCUUCGCUCACGACAGCAGAUGGCAAGGGACUUACCGAAGGUACUGAAGACGAAGUAUGCUCUUUUAAGAUAGAAACGAGGGAUUCGCAGGGACAAAUAACUUACUCUGGGGUAGACAAAGUCGGUGUUGACAUCCGGUCAAUGGAUACAGGAAAUGUCAUAGCCCCCGAAAUAACAGACUCAAAAAAUGGCUGCUACGAAGUAAAGUACAAACCCAACAUUGCAGGAAAAUAUGAAGUGUUUAUAACGGUAGACGGGGAUGUAAUCGUUGACAGUCCAUUCUGGCUUGAAGUGAAAGCAAAAACAAGGCAAAAGAAAGUACAGAAGAGAAAAGUAAUUGGAAAACCUGUAUUCUCGUCAGGUAUUGUAAGCUUAGUUAUUUUGUCUCAGUUGAAUAAAUUUGUAUAGGUAAUAGCAUGAUUUGUAGUGAUAUUUGGUAUAAAUACCACGAGUGAUAUUUAUGCCAAAUAUCAGGUACAAAUCAUGCUAUAAGGUUUGUAAUUUUCACAUGUAGGUAUUUCAAAUUAAACUGAAAUACCACUGCUCUAAGCCAAUCAAAUUGCAGUAAUUUCUCAUGUAGUAGUAUAAGUAUGUGUAAUCAAAUGGUGACGAGUGAAAUUAAGGAAUAAUUUCACGCGCGUUUUGUCCAAAUCCUUUUAAUUUCCCGAGCCUUUAGGCGAGGGAAAUUAUUAGGAUUUGGACAAAACGCAAGUGAAAUUAUUCCCUAAUUUCACGAGUAUACCAUUUGAUAACCUUUUAAUAUCAUGGGUGACGAAUUACGUUAGCAAACUUGGAUUUUUCACGUGUUUAUCCUGGGAUAUCGAUCGAGAACUCCUGCAUUCUCUCGAACGUUUAGCGCUUAAAUUUGGUUUAAGUUCAGAGUUUUUCGACAAGUACCUGUCAGAAUCCUUCUUGGUUUGUUCUUUCGUGUGUUCAGGUUUUCUAAAACGUCUUUUUGUGCCCUGACAUCUUCAUUCACGACAUUUUAAAACUUCGUCGCCAUCUUGACACUGAGACGUACGGAAGGUUGCCAUGGCAAUUUUGUAAUUUCACAUGUGAAAUUACAAAUUAACGCUGAAAUUUCCCGCCAAAAUUAAGGAGUAAUUCGUCACCUAUGAUAUUAGAUAGAUUAGUUCACGAAUUUAUGCUAGUCUAUAAUCUUAAUGAUAUACACCUAAGUUGUCCUAUAGUACCUACUUUAAGUGCAUUUACCUAGUAUGGGGUAGGCGAAUCCUUGUUUUCAUUUUUUGAUUAGCAUAGGCUUUUCGUUAUCUCAUGUAGCUAAUAAACCAAAUUUCUGAAUAUUGAAAGAGCAUAACAAUUUCAGUUAUCUCUGAAAAUUUGAGCCCGAUAUACCAGAUAGUCAGGAGAAAUUUUCUUCAAAAACCCCAAAAUGUACAAAGGGUCUAUGAGUUCAUCCUAAGGUUUUGGCACUCAGUAAUUUUACAGUUUUUGCUUGCCGCUAUUUUUUUGUUGCUGAUUGAAAAGAGCUAAAACUUGCACAAACUGCAUAAAUUUCACCAGCCCUUUUAAUUUUUUAACCUAAUUGGUAUAUACGGCUACAUCUUCUAUGGGUUAACUGCCUAUGGUGAUGAGCAAAAAUGUAAACAAUGAGGUCACGAUGAAUCCGCAUAUAUUCCAUGAGGCAGAGGAUAUUUCUAAAUGAGUAUUAAGGGACUGUGCAAUAAUUAUCAGGAGGGGGGGGCUGAAAAACUAGAGUUAUCUAGCAAAAACUUAGACAGUACCCCCCCUCCAAAACAAAAAAAAUUCGUUCUAACCCCCCCUCUGUUAUGUUAAAAAUAACGUCGCACCCCCUCCCCCCUCCCCUCCAACCACACUGGUAAACUCAAAAGUGUACUGAACUGCCAUCACAGCUUCAAUAAUGACAAACGUUGUUAUGUAACAUCUAGUAUCGAGAAGGAUGUUGAUCGCUUGAUUGAAGAUUUAGACAAAGUACCGGGGUGGUUACCACAUUGGCUCAAAAUCUAAAACUUCUGAAGCCAGAAAGAGAAAGGAGAAGAGAAAAAAAUCAAAGAACAGGAGAUUGAACGCUUCAAAUAACAGACGAACUGCAAGCUCUUUUUGAAAAAGAGCUUGCAUUAUAUUUAGAUCCUUAGGAAGAGAGCCUUUUGAACUUUGUUAUGAGCCACAUGUAUAUGGAAUUCAGCAAAUCGAUUCAGUCGAUGAAGAAACAUUACUUUUAUUCACAUCAAAAACCGACAAAGCUUGUCUACGAGAUCUGUUUGAUUCCCAUUUUUUUAUGGCGGAAGCUGAAAAACAAGUUCAUGAUUUUUGCUUUACAUAGGAUCAGCUCAAUUAAUUAGAACACGCGUUAAAAUUGAUCAGGUUUGAAUUUGCUUUUCAUUUUGAUGGAAUAUUUUCAAUAAUCGUUUAACAGCUGUUCGUGUUGAUAUUUGUUACAGUCUAUCAUGAUGCCUGUAUUGAGAAUCUAUUAUUGCGUUUAAGUUUAUUUACAUUUCGAAUAAAACUUAAGGCCCCCCCUCCGUCAAAUGAGUGAUUUUACUUUGAGCCCCCCCUAUCUUGGCAGCAAUUUUAUGUAAUGCCCCCCACUCUAGUUUUUCAGGAGAAAAGCAUGAAAAGGUUGGUUCAGUCUUUGAGGGAAGAACUUGGCUUAACGAGUAACCAAGAAGGAAAAAAGGCCAAGCCAAGUCAAGGCAACAAACGUGUUGGUGCUCGCUCGGAAAACGAAAUACCACAGCAAGGUCAGCAUUCGUUGACACAACAUUUGAAAUAUGAACUGAGAAACGAAGUGAAGUUAUCCUUAUAUUAGGGAGAUAUCACAGAUGAGCGGGUUGAUACCAUCGUCUAUGCAGCAAACGAGUGGCUUCGACACGGAACGCACUAAAUAACAUCGACCUAAACCAGAUGAGUCAUCGAUAUGUCAGCGGCGUCUUACAAAAUGAAAAUGAACCCUCGACUUCCGCUUACUUGAUCGAUCCAUGGAUAAUAGAAAGAGUCUUUCUAUUGUCCAUGAUCGAUCGCUGCGAGAAUGUUAAUUUGAGUUUUAAAAGGGUCAAUUGUUGACAUUAACAGUUUAUAUUACUAAAAACUGUUAAAUCUACAAUAGACUCAGAAGUAUUGAGCCGAAUUACGUGGCUUAUGGUCGUUCCGGAGAACUUGGCUGAGGCUGGUUUCGGUCGAUGUUAUUUAGUGUCGACACGCCAAGAAAUACUAUCUAACAUCGACCGAAACCAGGUUUCAUUGACAGAAGCUAAUAAGCUAAUAGCUUACUUGCAAUCCCGGGGGGGGCUCCCAUAUGAAAGGGGCGGGGAUGCUCGUCGGAAAUUUUGAAUUAAACCUGUGAAGGAGUCAUUCUUGCGUGUUUUCUUGCCACAACUAAACAGCUUGGUCUGGUAAUGUGAGUGUGUAGCGCUUAUCAGGAAGAAUACUUCAAAAAACUGACGGAGUAUAAAAUCUUGGAUGUUCUUUAAUUAAAAUAUUUGAUGUCCCUUAAAUAGUUCCUUUUUAACUUCCAAGCGAAAGGAAGGAUGAUUAUUAAUUUGAUUUUAUUACUUUUUGGUGUUUUUUAAGAUACACAUUAAUGUCCAAAAAAGGCAACAUUCAUAUCAUGUGCGCAAAUAUACCAGUAGAGGAUCUAGGGGAAUGGUCCAGGGAUUCCGAUCCCUCCCCCUCCCCAAAUACAUCAUCACAUCAGAUGACUGUUUAGUAGCGGGUAGGCCGAGUAACUCUUCUGAAACUGAUCUUGCCGGCGAAGAAUCGCCUACAACUUUCAUCUGGGAGCUUAAAGAUGAAUCUUGCAUUGCACCGGCAAUGCCUUUUAGCCAUGGAAUAUUCUAUGUAAUAUGGAACAAGCUUGUUUAUAGUGACGAAAACUGAGAUCUUUCAAAGCUGCGUAUUAUUAAAACGCUUUAAAAGAGUACACAACUCUGGACACUCCCAUCAAAAAUUCCUGGAUCACUUCACUGCAACAUGCAAUCCGUGUUCUAGAUCCUGAUAUCUAAAAAUAACCUGAAGUUCAGGUUAUUUUUUGGCUUACUACAAAAUUGAAUCAAUCUUAUUUAAAAUACAAUUUUUCAAAGGUUCUAAAUAGUUGCCGGUUUCCUCAAUGUGUGAUAAACGCAGUGAACGGUUGCCAGGUCUGAAAAUCUUGAAUUCAUGCUUUCUGAAUUGCAUAUGAUUAUGUAUUGCAGGUCCACAACAUCCUAAUCCGGGGAAGUCUUACAGUCCUUUAUACAUCUCAGCCUUUCUACCACACAAUUCAGAGGGAAAAGAAAUAUGCGAUUUACUUCAAACGGCGUUUGAAGCAGGUUUACUGUUUACAAUUGGAACAUCUCCCUCCACAGGAGAAGAGAAUAAGAUUAUUUGGAACGACAUUGAACUGAAAACAAGUCAAAGUGGAGGACCGGCCAGGUAGUGUAUUAAGCAGCCAAAGCGAAGAAUGUAUUUUUAAAAAGUGGAAUAAAUCAAACCAUAAUUCCAUCCACAGCAAAAACAAGGGGAACGUACGUAAAAUGAGUCUCUAACCGCUUUUUUUAACGGGUAUUUGAAACAAAAUGCUGGAUGUAGUACCCUAUCCGUGGCGAAAGGAAGAGCAGAGAAGAGUUGCUGUAUGGUACACAAGUCGUGAUAGUCUUUUAAGCUUCGUGAUUAUCCUGAACCUUUUUCACAAACCCCUCCACUCUCAGUCAACAGUUGGGUUACCAGGCUGGCAUAUUCACUGCUAGAGAAUAUAGUAUAAAGUAAGCGUAGCAAGCCUAAAAGGAGAUGGGAGAAGAAGGGGCUUUUUCUCCCUCUCACGCCCUCCCAUUGUAAUUCUUCAGUGUGUUGCCACUCAACUUAGUGAUUGUAGCCAGGUUGACUACAAUAAAUAAAGAAAGGAUUCCAAAAAACCUCGUAAUUUCGAUUACGUUUGCUGUCUAAUUUAUAUCUGUUCAGUUAAUUUUGAUGAUAUCUGUUCGUUGCAGUUAUGGCUAUCCGGACUCUACCUACAUUGAUCGCGUCAAGGCACAGUUGGCUGCAUAG
Messenger RNA from Porites lobata, 5046 nucleotides. NCBI's taxonomy places the organism in Eukaryota, Metazoa, Cnidaria, Anthozoa, Scleractinia, Poritidae. The record is from the annotation of a GenBank genome assembly.